AUGUCAAUUGAAUUUGAAAACUUACCUUCAGAGAAAGAGGAGCUUCAGGUUCCAGUUUACAUUUUAAAAGGUCGAUCUACUGCCCGAAAAGGUGGCUUAAUUGGCGCAUUUAGUGACCGGUUCAGUGAUCAGUUUUACGAGGUUACAGAUGGAUAUUUCAAAGCCUAUCUACAUCUCAGUCCUGGAAUAAACACCAUCACACUUAAACAUUUAGAUGGUUGUUUCCAAUCUAAUGGAUAUGCUGGUUUUGAUACACGAGUGAAGCCUUUUGCCGAAAUAGUUGUUCGUAUAAACUAUUCCCCAAUUCCUAAAAGUUACGUCAAUGUCCCACAGAUCCAUCUGUGUGUGAUGGUGGGGCGUGAUUCUCCAGCCUUGUUCGACUGUCCUAGUGGUAAAAUGUACGAAGGCAACAACAUGAAUACUGCAGUUAAGAAAUUGAGAGUAGGAGCAAGAAUCAUGCAGGCUUUUACUAUCGACGAAAUGAACAAGAAUAACGUCGGCAAACGUUGCUUUAGGUUUGUUGAGGAGGAGACCGUAUCUACAAUAAGUUACCAGGAAGAAAUGAAAGGCAUCAGGAGAAGUGAGGUCAAAAUACAUGUGAUCGUCACAGAUAGGAGUGUUGCUGAAAUUAGAGAUGCCAAUUAUGCUCAACAAAAUGCAAAUGCUAAGGAAGCAGGUAAAUUAUUUGAUUUUGCAUUGCAAGCUUUAGAAAAAUAUGGGGGACCAUUUUCUCCGCAGUCAACAGCAAAUAUACCUGCCCUUGCGGCUGUCAUGAUUCUCGAUGCAACAUGGGACAAACAAGCCAAACUAAUCAGAGGUCAUGCUGCACUAGGUGGUGGAAACGACAAGAUAAAGCUUGCCAUUUUUGGAUCUCAAGGUUUACAUUCAUGGCCAAUGAAUUGGGAGUCAAUUCACAGAGCAUUUACAGAUUGUACACCUUUGAACGUGGAAGAAGUGGCUAAUGAUUGCAAUGAAUGCAGUCAGUACUGGGAGUGUCUCUGCGUUUCACUUGGUGCCUUUAUGCACGAAAUUGGCCAUUCACUAGGCUGUCCGCACCAAGAAAACGGUGUUAUGUUGAGAGACUAUACUUGGAUGAACAGGAAGUUUCUAACAAAAGAGAAAAAUUGCGUUAGGACACGCAGAGCUGAAUGGGGGCCAGUUUUAUCCAAAGAUGAACCCGGAUGGAAUCGAUUGGACGUUAUUAGGUUUUUAUAUCAUCCCGCAUUCAUGUUACCUACGGAUUUGGAGGAUGACACCUUUAAACCCGACUACAUACUUGAAAACCAAGGGAUGAAGUUACCAGGAAGCUUAACAUCAGAGCCCACGUUUAUUGCUGUUGAUAAUGAUACGCUUGAUAUUAUUUCUGAUACCGGCAUAUAUCUAAUUGAAGGCCAUGUAGGUGAAUGGUCUAGGGUACAUUAUGAAUAUCUCCCGCGGUUAUACGGUGGUCAUGGCCCACAGAAAUACGUUCGUUUACAGUAUAGCUUGAUCCAGCAACAAAUGAAAAACGAGUUCAGAAAUAAAGCUGUUAAAUUGGAAGUUCUAUGUAUGGGAUUCGGUCAACGUUCAAUAGAUGACUUAAGGAAGUACCUGGAAGAGCAUUCCAAGACGAUCACGUUGUCAAAUAAUAGGAGUGCAAAGAAAUCAGAUGUAUACGGCCUCAGAACAUCCAACUAUCAAGAGUGUGUGUUCCCCGCAAAUAAAAAGAUCAAGUUUUUUAGGAUCAGUCAUGGAAUGGCAUUAGAUGGAAUCGAAACUUUCUUUGAGGAUGGAUCAAAGGUUAAUUUUGGCAACUUGAAAUCUCAUUAUAGUGACUUCAAACUUGACAAAGAUGAGUAUCUCACUGGUAUUUCAUUCAGAGCAGGCGCAUGGGUGGAUUCUGUACAAUUUAUUACAAAUAAAAGGGCAAGCCCAAAUUUUGGAGGAAAUGGAGGAGGAUUACAUAGGGUUCCAUUGUUACCAAGGCAAAACUUGCUAGGGUUUUAUGGGCAAUUCGGAGAUUGGUGUGAUCAAAUAGGUAUUUUUUAUGGUUAA
Molecule: messenger RNA, 2034 nt
Organism: Pichia kudriavzevii
Lineage: Eukaryota; Fungi; Ascomycota; Pichiomycetes; Pichiales; Pichiaceae
Exons: 1
Coding region: 1-2034 (677 amino acids)
Cellular component (GO): cytoplasm
Source: RefSeq, a predicted model, not a curated record